Lolium rigidum is the source of this 2376-nucleotide messenger RNA. Its product is annotated as BURP domain-containing protein 14-like. NCBI's taxonomy places the organism in Eukaryota, Viridiplantae, Streptophyta, Magnoliopsida, Poales, Poaceae. The coding region runs from base 1 to 2226 and encodes 741 amino acids. The transcript has 2 exons. The record is from RefSeq and is a predicted model, not a curated record.
AUGGCGCCAUCUCGCCACUCUCACCUCUUCUUGGUCACCAUCCUCCUGCUCAGCCUCGGCCUGCCACGCUCUUCGCCGGCGUACAUGGCCGUCUCCCCUUCCCCUUCUCGGCCUCCACGUCCCUUGACGCCACAGGGAUUUCCACGGGCUUUGCCCUUCUCCUAUGCUGUCGACUCUCCUUCCCCUGCUCCGGCGCCGCGAGGCUCACCGCGGUUCUCUGAUCCACCGCCACGUUUCCCAACGCCAAGAGGGCUGCCACGGCCUUCGGUGUCCUCUGAUGCCUUCUCCCCACCCCCGUCGUCUCCGCCCUCGCGUUUCCCGUCGACGCCGCCGCCGCCGCAGCGACGCUUGCCUCGGCUGACGCCGUCGUCGGCGCUGCCCGUGAACCCGUUCACGGCCAAGGCGGCCUUCAUCCGGUACUGGAACCGGAAGGUGCACAGCAACCGCCUCCACCCGGCCUUCUUCUUCGCCAAGCUGUCCCCGCUCUCCGCGCCCGACGCUGCCGCCUUCUCCUCCCUCGCCGCCGCGGGCCAGCUCGGCUCGCGCCUCCCCGCGUUCUGCGUCGCGGCCUCCAUCCUCUGCCCCGCCACCUCCGACGCCAUCUGGUCUGGACCGUCAUCCGUGGCCGCCGUCACGUCCGGCUCAUCGCCAGCCUCCAACUCGACCACUGCGCCGUUCAAGAACUACGACAACGGCAACUUCAGCAGCUACGGCAACAGCGGCGGCGGCGGCGCCGACGCCUUCGCCGUCUACUCCAGAGGCCAGAUCAACCCGGUGGACUCCUUCCACCGGUACGGCAAGGGCUCGCUCGGCCGCAACGACUCGUUCGCCACAUACGAGGCGCUAGGCAACGUCGGCACCGCGAGCUUCAACUCCUACACCUCCGGCGCCACGGGCGGCUCAGGCGAGUUCGCCGCCUACGACGGCGAGACCAACACGGCCGCCGUCACCUUCACAACCUACGACGCCGCCGGCAACGGCCGUUCCCGCGAGUUCACGGCGUACACGCAGGACGCUAACUCCGGCGUGGAGAGCUUCACGGGCUACGGCAAGGCGGCGAACGGCGCCGGCGAGUCCUUCAAGGCGUACGGCAACCACUCCAACUCGAUCAUGUCCGGCUUCAUCAACUACGGCGACAAGGCCAACAGCGCCACGGACAAGUUCGAGUCCUACGGCGUCAACGGGAACGCGCCCCAGAACACGUUCCGGAGCUACUCCCCCGGCAGCAACGGCGGCGCCGACGAUUUCAAGGGGUACAGGGACAACGCCAACGUGGGCGACGACAGCUUCACGUCGUACGCGAACGACGCCAACGGCGCCACCGCCGACUUCGAGAGCUACGGCAAGUCGGUGAACCCGGGGAGCGUGGCGUUCAAGGGGUACGGGCAGGGCUCCAACCCCAACCACCGGAUCGGGUUCACGCACUACACCGGCGACAACACCACGUUCAAGGCCUACUCCAACGACGGUGUCGAGUUCAAGGAGUACCAGAACAUGUCCAAGAUGGAGGUGUCCAAGGUGAUGGCGGACCUGUCGUCGGGGCAUCGUCGGCAGCAGCCGAAGUGGUCGCCGGAGCCGGGCAAGUUCUUCCGGGAGCGGGACCUCAUAACCGGCAACCGGAUGCCGAUGCCGGACAUCAGCGACAAGAUGCCGCCACGGGCGUUCCUGCCGAGGGACAUCGCCGCGAAGAUACCGUUCGAGGCGGGCGCCGUGUCGGAGUUGUUCGGGGCGCCGCCCGGCACGGCGAUGAGGCAGGUGGUGGCGUCCACGGUGGACGAGUGCGCGCGACCGCCCAGCCGGGGCGAGACCAAGCGGUGCGCGACGUCGGCCGAGGACGUCCUCGACUUCGCCGUGGAGAUGCUGGGCGACCACAUCGCGGUGCGCAGCACGGAGUCCGCGGCGGGCAGCGGCGGGGACAUCAGGCUCGGGAAGAUCGCCGGCGUCGACGGCGGCAGCGUGACGUCGUCCGUGUCGUGCCACCAGAGCCUGUUCCCGUACCUGGUGUACUACUGCCACUCGGUGCCGAGCGUCAGGCUGUACGAGGCUGAGAUCCUGGCCGUCGAUUCCGACCAGAAGAUCAACCGUGGGGUGGCGAUCUGCCAUCUCGACACGUCGGAAUGGAGCCCUAACCAUGGGGCGUUCCUCGCGCUUGGUGGGAAACCGGGUGAGAUGGAGGUGUGCCAUUGGAUCUUCCAGGGUGACAUGACUUGGACGGUGGCUGAUUGAUCUGAUGACGGCAUUCCUAUAUGAACGAAUCAUCUAUAUUUACUCUGUUCAAGUUAAAAGUUUUUUUUUUUGGCACAUGUGGAUAGUUUUAUCUCAUACCGUUGGUCAAAUUUCAUUGUUUAUGCAAAGAGAAGGUAAAGAAUAGGUGUA